Messenger RNA from Vombatus ursinus (common wombat), 1537 nucleotides. It is a transcript of the gene FOSL1, whose product is annotated as FOS like 1, AP-1 transcription factor subunit. The transcript is spliced from 4 exons. Gene Ontology annotation, biological process: regulation of transcription by RNA polymerase II. Gene Ontology annotation, cellular component: nucleus. The record is from RefSeq and is a predicted model, not a curated record. NCBI's taxonomy places the organism in Eukaryota, Metazoa, Chordata, Mammalia, Diprotodontia, Vombatidae. Gene Ontology annotation, molecular function: RNA polymerase II cis-regulatory region sequence-specific DNA binding; DNA-binding transcription factor activity, RNA polymerase II-specific. Bases 52 to 987 code for a protein of 311 amino acids.
UGGAAGUUAAAGUCGAGAAAGUGGAUCGCGAUCGUCCCCCCCCAGACGAAAAUGGUUCAUUCCACAAAAAGGUUCAUUCAUAAAAAAGCAAAGGAGGCGACCGAGCAUCAAGUGAGUCAGAAGCGAGUAGGGACGCGGGGAGUCUGGGAAGCCAGGGACCCACUCAAUACUAGCGAAGACAUGUUCCGAGACUUCGGGGAAGCUGGGCCCAGUUCCGGGGGCGGCUCGUACGGCGCUCCUCAGCAGCCGCCCACCACUUCGGGCCAGCAGAAGUUCCAUUUCGCCCCCACCCUCAACACGGUCAGCAGCAGCCAGGAAUUUCAGUGGAUGACGCAGCCCCGAUACUUGGGACCCGGUGGCAGUUACCCCAGACCUCUCCCUUACCAGCCCUAUGGCCUCCAGGGCCGACCUGGAGUCAUUCGUGCUGUGGGGCCUCCACCUGGGGUUCGGAGGAGGCACGGCGAACAGAUAAGUCCAGAGGAGGAGGAGAGGAGGAGGGUCAGGCGGGAGAGAAACAAGCUGGCAGCAGCCAAAUGCCGGAACAGGAGGAAGGAGCUAACUGACUUCCUGCAAGCAGAGACAGACAAACUGGAAGGAGAGAAGUCUGAGCUACAGAAAGAGAUCGAAGACCUGCAAAAGCAGAAAGAGCGGCUGGAGCUGGUUCUGGAGGCUCACCGGCCUGUGUGCAAGGUCCCCAGUGAGUCGGGGGAAGAGGCUGAGCCAGCAGAGAGGGCCUCAGGCAGCGCCCCUGCUCCUGUCCGUCGCCGGCCCCAAAUCUCCCUCUCCCCUGGUCCUGUUCUGGAGCCAGAGGCCCUGCACACGCCCACUCUCAUGACCACCCCCUCCCUGACCCCCUUCACUCCCAGCCUGGUCUUCACCUACCCAGGGACCCCAGAGCCCUGUGCCACUGCCCAUCGUCGCAGCAGCAGCAGCAGUGGGGACCCCGGCUCGGAUCCCCUGGGCUCUCCCACGCUUUUGGCCCUCUGAGCCUCCAAGAGCUCGUCCCCUUUACCCUGGCCCAGCCAAUCUAGGCCACCCCCUUCUUGUUUGGCCCCCAUCUCCACCCUGUUCUGCAGGGUCCAGGACACAAAUAGAGAUGUCCUGAGCAUCUUGGGGACCAUGAAGUCUCUCCAGCCACCUCCCUGGGCUCAGGCUGACACUGAUCCUAUUCAAGGCAAGGAACAUUGAAGUGCCUACUAUGUGCAGGAACUCCUACUGUUGCAGGAGCUCUUGGGACUGCUUCCCUCCCCUGACACACAGCUCAGAGCUCCAGGGCCAAGUCGCCUGCAUCCCUGUCCUCUGGGGCUGAUUGCUAAUCUUCCUACAAGGCCCUGACCCCCUUCUGAGCUAUCACUGCCUCCUAGCCCCUCGGCUCCACAGGCUCCACAUGGGACCAACGUCCUCCCCUGCAGCUCCAGGCGUCCAAGAGAACACUAAACACAAAAGCCCUUCUUCCCAGCAGCAUAGGUGAUGCGGAGCACCCCGCCCCUCCCCACCCCCACUGCCUUGCUCUGGUGCCCUUCUCACUGGGCAGGCC